AUGGACGUGAGCCAGAGGGGAGGAAGGCGAGCACGCGCCCCUGCGCCAUGGCCGGCAGUCGUGCGCUUCCUUCUCGCGACCUCCCAGAGAGUCACCCUCUCCCCCGCCCAGCACGCGUCAGCAGGGCGCCCUCGCCUACGGCACUCGCCGUCCUCCGACACGCGCCCUAUUCGGGGCUGGAAAGGGCAGCCGGAGGGCGUGGGGCCGCGUCUGUUGCUCGUGGCCGCCGCCCGCCCUUGGGGUGCGCGGGAGGCCGCGGCGUGCGGGGCACCUCGCCCCUGCUUCCCUCUAGGGCCCUCCGCCCCUCACUCUUUCUCCGCCCUCCCCCCUCCUCGCUAUCUCGUCCACGCUGCCCGCACCACCACCGUCCACCUCCCCCUAUCGCUGCGCAGCGCCCCUCCGCCCUUACACACCCUGGCACGCACCCGCAGCACCACCGGCACUGCCAGCAUGUCCCGCGACCGCAGCAGCACGCCCCGGCGCCGCAGCGACGCCGCACGCCUGAUGCGGCUCGCCGCAGCGGGCCUCGUCAUGGCCGUCGGUGCCGCCGCCGUGUGGGCGCAGGCCGCCGGCCAUCACUGCAUCCACGACAAGCUGCAGGCCCGCGUGCUGCAGUCGGUGGCGCAGCAGCACAGGCCUCCCGGCAGCGUCUCGGCCCUCGGUCUGCCCUACGUGUCCGCCGACUGGGCGCUGGCCGACAGCACGUCGCCGAGUGUCGCGCACUCCGCGGACUGGGGCACGCUGCGCAUUCUUUUAUCAGUCGAAGAUCUCAACGACCCCGACUACUACUGCUCCUACGUUGGGCAGCUUGUGAACAACCACGCUGGCGCUCUCGACAUGUGCAAAGCCGAGGACAUCCUCACGGACGCGAAGCGCAAUACACUUGUCGGCUCCAUCAUCCCGCAGGCGCUGCAGCUGCACACGGAGCGGCUGAAGGUGAGGCAGGUGCAGGGCAGCUGGAAGGUGACCGGCAUGACGGGCGACGUGUGCGGCACCUUCAAGGUACCGGAGGCACACGUCACGGUAGGCGUCAGCAACGCCGACUUCGUGCUGUACGUUGCCUCGGUACCGAGCAAGCCGGGCGUGAUGGCGUGGGCUGUAAUGUGCCAGGCGUUCUUUGACGACCGACCUGCCGUGGGUGUCAUCAACAUCCCUGCGGCCUACAUUCGGUCAGCCUACGACCAAAUUAUGCUGCGCUCCGUGACGCACGAGAUGGCGCACGCCCUCGGCUUCGACCUCCUCCUUUUCGAAGAAUCGGAUCUCCUUGAUGAGGUGAACAACUUGCGUGGGAGGGACUACGAAGUUCCUGUGCUCAACAGCCCCACGGUGGUGGCCAAGGCGCGCGAGCAGUACGGCUGCCCCACCUUGACGUUUCUGGAGGUGGAGGAUACGGGUGAUGGUUCUACUGCCGGCUCGCAUCUUAAGAGGCGCAACGCCAAGGACGAGCUCAUGGCGCCUGUAAUGGGCGCGGGGUACUACACCGCCCUGACCAUGGCCACCUUCGAGGACUUCGGCUUCUACCGGGUUGACUUCACCAAGGCCGAGGUGAUGCCGUGGGGCCGAGCACUCCAGCUGCGACUUCAUCACCAAGAAGUGCAUGGAGGACAACAUCACGCAGUGGCCGGAGAUGUUCUGCAACUCCACCGAGAGUUCGUAUCUGUGCCCCACCCACCGCCUUAA
Molecule: messenger RNA, 1680 nt
Organism: Leishmania braziliensis MHOM/BR/75/M2904
Lineage: Eukaryota; Euglenozoa; Kinetoplastea; Trypanosomatida; Trypanosomatidae
Gene: GP63-2
Product: GP63, leishmanolysin
Exons: 1
Coding region: 1-1680 (559 amino acids)
Biological process (GO): proteolysis; cell adhesion
Cellular component (GO): cytoplasm; membrane
Molecular function (GO): metalloendopeptidase activity
Source: RefSeq, a predicted model, not a curated record